AUUACGAGAUUGUGCGUGCAUUAGAGUGAAACGCGAUAUUCGUCUGAUACGAAUACCAGUUCCUGUGCGUUCGUGACGAUUGCGAGUGAAAUAUGUGGUUGCUGUGUUGUGUGCGCUCGUGACUGGCUUACCCGUGCCCCCCGUGCGCAAGAGAGAAGACACGCUUGGGACGCACUCGCGGCAGCAACAGCAACAGCAGGCAGCAGUGGAUUGCCGUGUCUCCUGUCCAUUAUCGCCUCCCUGUUCCUCCGACCCCGACUCCCCAACAUACACGAUCAAUUUCCUCAUUACCAUAGUCAUCAUAGUUUGGUCGUGAUACCGUCGGUCGUAGCCGCUGCAUCUUCCUCGACUUGCACGAUGCGCAGCGGGGACCAUGGUUUGCUGUGACCAAGCGGCGCUUCACCAUAGCACGGCCGCACCGACGACGAACACCGUAGGCGCAGCAUCGUCAGGCGAGCACUGCGAGCACACCGCCACCGCCCCAUUUGCGGCCACACACGACGGUUGCGGGCGACACGGCAGUAUCGGAAGAGCGGGAUAUACAUAUAAAUAUAUGCGUAUAUAUAUGCACGCAUAGAGAUACAGCAUACAUACAUCUAUAACCACGGACUAGCACGGACGACGUAUAUUUGGACACACCGACGAAACCGGGGGGGAGAGGGACAUUCGACAUAGAAUUCAGCACCUUGAUUGAUUCUUCGCAAGGAAGAGAUACAAACAGUGCUACACAUCCGUGUAACCUGCAACCCUUUGCAUGAUGGCUGUGUUUCUAGUAAAUGUCUGCAAGUUUAACCAAUGCGGCCUAACGUUCCCCAGCCUUCCGGACCUGAUACAGCAUAUAGAGAGUACGCAUAUAGGCCAAAAGCUACCUGACAUUGAUGAACCAUCGCAGUCGAUAUGUCUUCCGUUCAGCUAUGUUCAACGGUAUGUCCCGGUGGACAACCGCCGUGAAAUCAACGCUUUGGCUGUGGCAAGCCCAACGGGCAACAGUACCGAUCAGAGCAACACAACGGAAGGGAUUGGAACAGCGAAUCCCACUAGCGUCCAAUCGGUCACACCGGUCUCGACAGCCAGCACUGCACCGAUUCAACCAUCCAGCCCGGAGGAUCAUGCCGGCGUUCAGCUGGGUAGCAGUGCAGGUGGCAGUAGUGGUAGCAUCGGUUCUGGUGGUGCCCGCAACUCUACGGACCUGUCCGGCGGCACUGGUAGUAAUGCUGGAGCAGGUUCGAGUGGGCCUUCUUUGCCAUCGACCAGUACCAACGGUGCUGCAACGACCGCUACCGAAAGCCCUAGCAAAGCUUCGGCUCCCGGUAACAACCAGAAUUCCGGCGAUCUCAAACGUAGAAUGGCGGUGAAGACACACCAUACGUACAGUAUGUCGUCAUCGAACCGAAGCACCACGCCUACAGGUAGUGAAAUGGACGAUGACGAUAUGAUGGGCUCAGAGUCAGAGGAUAGUAAUGAUUCGUGGACCACCGAGGAAUUUAGUUCGGAAUUUAUAAUGCGCUACGGAAGUCGGCGAGUAUCCACAUCCGGUGGUCACGGCAUUAAUGUGGCGAACGAAAAACCCUUUGCCUGCCCGGUGCCUGGAUGCAAGAAACGCUACAAAAACGUCAACGGCAUCAAGUAUCACUCUAAGAAUGGCCACAAAAAGGAUGGCAAUCGCGUACGCAAAGGUUUCAAAUGUUUCUGUGGCAAAAGUUACAAAACAUCGGUGCGGUUGCGCAAUCACAAUCUAAUCGCCCAUCCGCAGGGUAACUCGGGAGACAGCAUGAUGACAACCGCGCAGCAGCCUGUUUCCACUACCAGCCAACCAGUGCUGGCCGCUGCUUCCAGCGGCUCUCCAGUACUAUACACUGCUGGCAUGCCGGUUUCGUUGACGGUAUCACAAGCGGCAUCCUUUGCUACCAACAGCACUGCUGUUGGUGCUGGUGUUGGUGGUCACAAGCCAACGUCACCGCACUCGAAUCAUCAUGUCCCUGCUGUGAACUCGUCUAGUCAAAUCAGCCGUAACGCCAAUAGUCCGACGGCGGUCACCAUUACACAACAGCCAUCAAACAAAAUUGCGCGCACCACCAACAGCAGCAGCAUUACUACAACCACCGCCACAGCUGCUGUAGCCGCCACCGGAAAUGCUGUCACCGUCGUCACCACCAUCGCUUCAUCGCUGUCUGCCACUAGCACCAGCAGCACGGCCACGAGUGCGAACAUCGGCAAUUCGGCCAGCUCCUGCAACGGCUUGCCAACAAUGGGAGGUGGAGCUGGCUUUCCGUCCUCCGCCAUAAUGCACACUGUGGUCGCCGGUAGUUCCAGCAUUAAGUACGACAAUCUUGGCAUUCUCACACCAGCCACGUCUCCGAAGCUGAUAACCGGUGUCAACGCGGACAGUAGUGGUGGGUCCCACACUCAUUCGACCAAUCCAUCGCACUUGGCCGUUGCUGUACCAGCGACCACUGGUGGCGGUACCUCUCCAACGCCGUUGGGAAGUGGUGGUGGUGGUAGUAGUAGUGGUAGUGUGAGUACCAUUGCCAACAGCACCACGGCACCCGCUUCAGCUGGACCGGGCGGGGGGCAACUAACGGUGGUCGGUGCGAAUGGUGCACCCUCUCCUAUUACCAACGGCGGUGGCAGUAGCGACGGUCCGGCUUUAUGCGAUGGUGGUGUAGAUGGAACACUCGGCAUAGCCCUCGUCGUGUCCAACUUGGUCGGUGAUCAGCUGAACAUCAAUAACGGUAAUGGAAGCAUCGGUAGCAGCAGUGGCACUAGUGGCACAGCCGGUGGUGGAGGAACGGUCGUGCUAUCGGCAUCACCAGCAACUAGUCAAUUAUACGGCGAAGGAACGUAGCCGAUACUUAAGAACUUAUUGUUACGCAAGUAUUGACUGGCCGAGGGUACCUGUCCUUCUAGUAAUUAGUGUGUCUACCUAGCGCGGAUUAGGUAAACGGUACGUUCCGCUACUUACUGAGGCGUAAGCAUCCAUCGGCGAACCCCAGCGCGCACCCAGCCCUAUUUUUCCUAUUCCUUGUUUCUUUAAUAUUUUUCGUUAUUCGUUUUAGUGACUUCCUACUAAUCUGCUAACGCCGAUCAAUUUCGCAGUAAGCAUUUAUUUUGUAUUCUUUUCAAAGAAACUGUUGUCUGGAGAUUAGCGUAGUUUUACAUCACAAACCACAAAUUCAUCGCGUUUUGGUACGGGAUUGAAAUUACAAUAACGCAAAUUAAUUUAUUUGAAAAAGAGAGGAAGGAGACAUAACUUAAUAUUGUUACAGUAUGCAAAAAAAAAUUAUCCACCCCAUGCAAACAAUUUUCAUUUUGACUGAUUUUUCAUGGAAACCCUCAGCCUAAAAUGUGCGUAUCAAAUAUCAAUAGUUUUGUUUUUUAUUCUUCUUCACUAUGCUUUUUACAUUUUUGAAAAAUACCUCCUAGAAACAAAGAUAUUACAAAAACAGUGGAGCAAGGUACGAAAAGCACGCAAAAAAAGUUUAUCUACUCGCAUGUAUUUUAUUGUAUGGUGUUAUGCAGUUUUUACUCCAAAAUAAUCAAAUAACCAUUUUUCCUCUCAAUUUCAAAAAUGUAUUUUAGUUUGCUUAUCCCAAACACAAGUUUUAUUACUUGGUGAAAUAUCUUUGUUUCUAGAAGGUAUUUUUUUAAAAUGUAAAAAGCAUAUUGAAGAAGAAUAAAAAUACACUGUAUGUCUCCCUCUUCUCUUAGACCGUUUCUACACACAGCCAAAAUUUGGCGGCUAAAGUCAAAAAAAGAGAACUUCAUUUUUCCAACAUUUUGGAAAAAAUAAUGGCAGAUGGAGACAAAUUUACAUCUACGGUACGGCCUACACUGGAGCGCAGCAUUAUGUGUCUGCCGAUCAGCUUAAAGCAUAUUACAUUUUAAAAAAAGCUGUUUGCAGGUGUGUUAAAGUUAUUUCGCGAUGAUUCUGUAGUUUUUCUGAAGUUCUUCUUUUCAAGCGUCCCUACACACACCAUUAUUUUUUUUAUAUGGAGCUUUUGACUUUUGCCGACAAUUUUGACUUUAGCCGCCAAAUUUUGGCUGUGUGUAGAAACUGUCUUAGCGACAUUUUAAUUUUUUAAAGUUUUAAUAUUAACUUAAAAAAUUGAAAAUGGGGUUUGAAUAUCCCUUCCCCACUAAUCUAAUCAAUUAAUUAACGUUCUGUUGUUUUGGUCCUGCGGAAAAGUGUGAAUCAGCAAGUGGUAGAAUUGUUGGUUAUUAUGGAAUUUUAAAAAUUGCAAACGAAAUCCCGUUUUAAAAAUUAACUGGGAGCAAUCAAGCAAUUAAGUUGAUUGUUCCUUCCCCUUCCAAAAACUGCUAAUAGCUUCAUGGUGUGUCAUGUACCACGGCGCCAAAGGAGCAGCCACUUCACUGGUUCACCGUUGAGCUCAAUGUGGAGCAAAAAAUCAAGAAAGCAGUUUAUUUAUUUUCUAUUUGCUGUUGCGUGUUAAGAAGGCACAUUCCAUUUGCUGCUUAACAUUGAUUAGGAAUAUCCCCGUUGACACAGAACAUUUUCUCGCUACUGUUAAGGCUUAAGACCGUUUCUACACACAGCCAAAAUUUGGCGGCUAAAGUCAAAAAAAGAGAACUUCAUUUUUCCAACAUUUUGGAAAAAAUAAUGGCAGAUGGAGACAAAUUUACAUCUACGGUACGGCCUACACUGGAGCGCAGCAUUAUGUGUCUGCCGAUCAGCUUAAAGCAUAUUACAUUUUUAAAAAAGCUGUUUGCAGGUGUGUUAAAGUUAUUUCGCGAUGAUUCUGUAGUUUUUCUGAAGUUCUUCUUUUCAAGCGUCCCUACACACACCAUUAUUUUUUUUAUAUGGAGCUUUUGACUUUUGCCGACAAUUUUGACUUUAGCCGCCAAAUUUUGGCUGUGUGUAGAAACUGUCUAACAGGAGCGCGCGCCAUACAAAUUCUCUCCUGUUAAACAUUAACAGGAAGGACUUCGAGUCGAGUUCCGGAAGCUCGAAUUCGCUCCUGUUCAUGUUUCACAGGAGAGAAUAUGUAUGGCGCGCCCUCCUGUUAAGACUUAACAGAAGCGAGAAAAUGUUCUCUGUCAAUAGCGAUGUCAUCACACUGGGGAAGUAUAAUUGUGGUCUAUCGUUCUACUAUGAAUUUUUGGUUAUUGCAAUGCGUUACUUUACGAUUUCUAUCUAGUAUCCUUCCAUUUUUCGGUUCCUUUUUUUUGUACUGCUUCAGUUGCUUUUCAAUUCGUAUGGCCGUUGUAUACGAAGUGGAAUGAACCUAUUGGUUCGCGUAGUCAGCAGAAUUACCUACCUUAACUAUUUUUAACGAACCGACGGUAAUGAAUACCUAGUUUGGUUUUUGCCAUUUUUGCCUUUAACUAGCUUUAAUGAUUUAUACGUUUUUUCGGAGAUCGCGAUAGAGUGUUUCUACCACUCUAAUACUCGCGCCAGUUUUUUUUUCGUUAAUCUUUUGUCAUUGCGGUUUCGACUAUGAAAUAUAUGUACCGUCAAGCCUCCCAAAUUCUGACGACCAUUCGCACAAACAAUGCCAACUUAUGUUUCUGCAACCCUUUCUGCAAAGGCCUUUGUGCAAGGAACAACUUUACGCGAAUUGCUCGCCAGUGUAUCAGGGGCUUUAUGUUGACUCUUCCAUUAGGCGUAAUCUUGCUCCCCUACCUACGCACGCCAACGCACACAUACACACAUAAAUACAUUAACACAUAUACACAUAAUAAGACAAUAGUAGACGGUGUACCCCAGCUGAGCAAGGGCAAGCGUGAGGCACAAGGAUAAGCCCAUUGUAGAGAGGUGUAAUGAAGUGAGGCGCCCAGAUAUGAUCGAGUAGUAGUAAAUGCAAUGCUAGCGAGCAUUAGUACUGGAAAUGCCAGAAUGCGUCUAUAUAGAACGGAUCUCACAAACUAUGUUGGCUGGCCUCCUUUACAACUAUAUUUAACACGAAGAGUAAAUUGAUACCAAACUCAUUAGAAUUACGUGGAAUGGCAAUAGAGAAGAAAGCGCGAAAGAAAAGGAGGGAAACGAGUGAAGGGUAGAGAUACGAAGGGCUGGAUAAGAUUUAAGACAAGUGGAUUUAAGCAGAUCGGCGGUAGUCGAAGGCAGUAGGAAAAGGGGAUGCGUUUCCAUGCGAAAUUAGUAGGUAAUUCAUGUCCGUGGUAUGUAUAUGUAUCGUUGUUCCUGUUAAUUUUUAGUUUCUUUAAAUAGUGUCCUCUCCGGUAUACAUGUGUACGUGCGUGUGUGUGUGUGUGUGUAUAUAUAUAUUUAUAUAUACUGUGUGCUGUGACUGUUUUUAGGGCAACACAUACAAGUUCUCUUAAAAGGCAGCACCUUCCUGCAACCACAAACGCAUGAGAAGCAUUUCGGAUAUCUUAAACAUGAUGAUGAUAGGAAAAUGAUAGGCGGAAAAGAUGCAGAUAAAAAUUCAAACAGAUGUUCACUAGAAUUCCAAAUGGCUAGAGAGAGUAUGGUAUCUGAUUUAUACGACACUCUUAAUUAGCACUUCAGAAAAUAUGAACUGUCACACACACACAAACGCAUAUGGCUAAAUACUAGACUUCUGCUUUUCUAAAUCUGCGAUCCUCAGAGAACACAUUUUCCUAUGUAAGACUUACCCCAUUCGAAGUCCGUGGUUGCAACAUCAAUUGAAAUGCUUACCGGUUUUCUUUUUCUUUUUUCUAUCAUUUUAACUUUCAAUUUUCUCAAUUUCCAUUAUAUUGACACCGAACCGGCAAUGUACGCUGAAAACUUUGUAGGAAGUUCGUCGAUUCCACAUGUGCUGAGUGAGCUAUAAUGUUUUUCCAACGCAAAUUGUGUAACCGACAAAUGUGUAACUGGCUCGUGUGUACUUCCUUCCCGUUCCCAUUUUUAAUGCACACUGUCAAUCACGCGAGUGUUAUUUAUUUCAUUUUUGUAUAUGUAUAUUUAUUUACAUUUAACUACUACGCGUUAAACCUAGUUUGAGGGAUUGUGCCCAAAAGUUGUUGGAAUACCUCAGAUCGCUGUCGCUGAGUUGUUCGAAUAGUUAGCACUGGGAAGUAAGGUUUAGGCAAUGGCAGACCUUACGUUCGUUCAUGCAUGCUACAGUAUCCAGAUCUGAGUGUUACCGAACCGAAGGAAACCGAGAAUGGGUUCACACGGUGUAAGCUCCUUUCGAGAGCGACUACUGAUGAGAAGAAGGGGUAUCCGGUCAUUUGUUUGCCACCUAUUAUUACCAUUGUAUUGUAUACCAAUCAAAUAAGGAAAUGUAUGAAUGGAAUAGAAAUAGACCGAUAUGCAGAGUCGAGCAAAUCGAUAGGGUCGAAAGCAAAACAAAUCUUGGGAACUAGUUUAGACGAAGAAGCGUAAGAUCAUGUUCUGCUUGUACAGGCCAAUUGGCGAUGUCCAAUAAAUGUAGGCACAGGACUGUGUAGCUCUAUCAGCAAGAAGCAAGCUUUUUUAUUCCUUAUGCCAACUAUGAAUUAGUUUCUCCCUCCGCCCAACCCUGACACAUACACACCCACACACACAGAUACAUAUCUUGUUGGAGGUGGAGAGUUAUUACAGACAGAUCCUGUUUCGAUAAAAAGAGAAUGAAUCUUUUGUACGGAUUCCGCCUCAGGCUGAACAACAUUGGCAAUCUCCGCACCAUCAGACUGAGCCACACUGCCUAUGGUCCGAGAAAGGACGCCGGCGAGAUCGAUGCAAACGAUAAUUCUGGGAAGUCACAUCCAGUGCGUAUGCUGGCACACAUUGAAACCCCCUUAAGUUGAACUGUCUUGCUCCGUGUUUGAGGUGUGUGUGGAAGCUUGUGCAUGCGUGUGUAUGGUUGAAGUCAGGUGAGUUCAGAAACAUGCAGGAAGUCCAGUCCAAGAUAGGCGCGAUCUGGGGGAUGCUGAGACGAUGCGAUAAAGCGCGUGUGUGGCUGUCUAUCUGCACACAUGUGUUGGCUUGGCGUGAUGAAUUUAUCAAUAAGAUAACCCAUAAAUAAAAUUAAAGAUCUAUUACUAGUUUGUCCAAAUAGCUAGUCAAAAUUUUCAAAGUAUAAUAUUUAUGUUUUUAGCUAAUAUGGUAGCUAACGCGGAUAAGGUAACCUCUACCGGCAACAUAAAAACGGCAUUUUCAAAUAAAUGCAUAACAUAACAACACGUGACCACCGGCCUAGACUGCAAUAUA
Molecule: messenger RNA, 8131 nt
Organism: Anopheles aquasalis
Lineage: Eukaryota; Metazoa; Arthropoda; Insecta; Diptera; Culicidae
Cellular component (GO): nucleus
Source: RefSeq, a predicted model, not a curated record